This is a messenger RNA of Saprolegnia parasitica CBS 223.65, 1257 nucleotides long. RefSeq lists its product as hypothetical. The record is from RefSeq and is a predicted model, not a curated record. The transcript has 8 exons. Bases 1 to 1257 code for a protein of 418 amino acids. NCBI's taxonomy places the organism in Eukaryota, Oomycota, Saprolegniomycetes, Saprolegniales, Saprolegniaceae. Gene Ontology annotation, molecular function: protein binding.
AUGAAGGUCCUGCCGCCCCAAGCCGAAAUCGACGCCAACCGCGCGAGUCGCCAGCGGGACGAUCUCCAGGCGCAGCUCUCGGAGCGGACGCGCCUCGUGACGCACAUUUCCGUCUCCAAGAUGGGUCCCCGGACGCAACCCCGAAUGCCCGGGAAGCCCGUCGUUUUGAACCACGAAAAGCUGUGGGUCCCCCCCGAGAACAUCGAGCCCAUCGACGACUACUCCCCUUUUCAACUGCAAGCGCUCCAUCGCGCCGAGCGGCUCGUCAUGGAAGCCGACGAAGUGCGGUACAAGGCGAUUCUGCGCUUCGACCUGGAGUACUACUCGGCGCGGCGCAUCGCCUCGAUGUUCCGCUGCCACCGCGCGUACGCCAAAUACCAGAUCCUCACUGCGCGCCGGCACGCCGCGGCCGCGACGAUUCAGUGCGUCUACGAAGCGUACUUGUACAGAAAGGCCGUGCAACUGCCCUCGUGGUGCGUCCUCGGGCAGCAAGUCAUGGUGGCGAUGGUCCUUGCCCGGCGCGCGGCCAUUUGGUUUGAGUUUUACCGGGGACGGGACUUUUCCGCCGGCAACUUCGCGACGGACGCCACCAAGUCGCUCGACGAGCUCAAAACUCUGUGCCGUCACGACGACAAGUGCGCGGCGUUCGCCUCGGACGGGUCCCUGAAGCGGUUCGUGCCGCGCCAACUCUCGCAGCUGCAGCCCUUUACCAAUCUGCGGACGACUUUGGCUCCCACCGACGGGCUUUACAUCAAGCGGCUACCUCGAAGCGACGCGGACGUGAUUGCGAGUGCCAUCAUCACGAGUGUGCCGCACAACAAGUUUGGGACCGUCGAGGUCGUCUAUGACGGCACCGGCGUCAUCGAAAUGGUGCCCGUGCAGAAGCUCUCGCCCCGCUUUGUGCACGAGUAUGACUUUGCCUCGGACACGUGGCACUACGUGGAUCAAGUGUCCAAAGCGCAACAGGCGACUGCCCCCGAGCCGUUCGCCGAAGCGACCGAGCGCCAAGCCAUUAUCGACGAGCGCAAACGACUGCAUGCGCGGGCCAAAGACGAAGCGUACAAGCGCAAGGUCGAAGCGAGCGCCGUCAAGCUCCAAUGCGCGUUUCGAAGCAAACGCGCACGGGCCAAGUUUCGCCAUCUCUUGGAGGUUCGCCUCAAGGAGCUCGAGCACCAAGCGGUCGUCGAUGCGGCCGCCGCCAAAGUGGCCGAGAAGACAAAAAAGCGUUGGCGCCGCUGGUUUCGGUGGUGGAACUAG